Messenger RNA from Moneuplotes crassus, 576 nucleotides. The record is from the annotation of a GenBank genome assembly. Lineage: Eukaryota; Ciliophora; Spirotrichea; Euplotida; Euplotidae.
GUUGUGGCAAACAUGACAGAUACUGGACUUGGCCCCUUUAGAAAAACAGGCGGAUUAGGAACUGCUGGUAAAACCCUGUUCUACAAAACUGAUGGCACAGGAAGAGAUUCGUAUAUAAAGUCUAAUAAUGGAGGAAUGACUACGGUUUUCAGCCCUGUAAAGUGGCCUGAAGUGGGCUCAUUUUCUACAAAGAAACAAUACUCUAGUCCUUCCCCAGCAAAGCCUGUUCCUAUAGUUUACUAUAAGUCAGACGGCUCUGGGAGGGAUAGCUAUAUUACCGCAUCUUCGGGUGGGUUCCACCCAGAAGCAAUGGGUAAAAGAGUAGAUCAUCUCUUUUUAAGUACACUCAGAUCUUCUAGUCCGACUAAUCAAGAGUUCUUCAGAAGAGCCAGGGAUUCUAGAAAGGACAGAAGCGGGUCUUUCUCUCCUUCAAAGACUUCCUCUGACAGUAAGAUGUAUAAACACCAGAAGAUGAACACAAUGAGACUGUCUAAGCCAAAGCAUGUAAGAGAAAAGGUCAUCAAGACUGACGCGGGACUUACACAGAUGAAUACUUCUAGUAAUUUAUUUCAAUAG